Messenger RNA from Melospiza georgiana, 915 nucleotides. Its product is annotated as acrosin-like. Gene Ontology annotation, molecular function: serine-type endopeptidase activity. The transcript has 5 exons. Lineage: Eukaryota; Metazoa; Chordata; Aves; Passeriformes; Passerellidae. Gene Ontology annotation, biological process: acrosome reaction; proteolysis. The coding region runs from base 1 to 915 and encodes 304 amino acids. The record is from RefSeq and is a predicted model, not a curated record.
AUGAAUUGGCUCGGCCUCCUCGUCCUGCUCACCAUGGCCGGGCUGUCGCAUGGGACAUGGGACAACUGCGGAGGAAUCUGCGGACUCCGACCUCCGCAAUCUGUAAACAGCCCCAUGGCUUAUUCCUACGGCAAUGUGGCUUAUGACUAUGGCAUGACACGUGUCGUGGGUGGUGCCGGUGCCGCAGAAGCAGCUUGGCCCUGGAUCGUCAGCAUCCAGCAUCCAUGGAUACCAGGCCUGGGGCAUCUGUGUGGAGGUUCUCUCAUCAGUCCAGAUUGGGUCCUCACAGCAGCCCACUGCUUUGAUGAUAUGAGUAAUGCCAGCUUGGUCUACGUGGUGAUUGGGGCCACCCGGUUCACUCAGCCGGGCCCUGGGGCUGCAGUGCGCAAUGUGAAGCAGGUGGUGGUACACCAGGACUACAACCCUAAUGACUUUAGCUUCGACAUUGCCCUGAUGCAAUUGGACCACCCUGUCCAGUGCAAUUCCUACAUCCAGCUGGCCUGUGUGGCUGAACCCACCCUAAGAGUCUCAGAGCUCAUCAACUGCUGGAUUGCUGGCUGGGGUUCCACUGUUGCAAGAUCGGAAGGUACUACACCUGAUCUCCUCCAGGAAGCCAAGGUCCAGCUCAUCGAUCUCCAGCUCUGCAACAGCAGUGACUGGUACGGAGGGAAACUCUACACCCACCAACUGUGUGCUGGUUACCCACAGGGUGGCAUCGACACCUGCCAGGGUGACAGUGGUGGUCCUCUCAUGUGCCAGGACAACAACGCUGACCACUGGUGGGUUGUCGGAAUCACCAGCUGGGGAUAUGGCUGUGCCAGAGCAAUGCAGCCUGGAGUCUACAGCUCCACUAAGUACUUCUUUGACUGGAUUGAUUACAAUAUGCGUGUAAAUGCAAUGAAAAGUGCUCCUUGA